CUUUAACGUGAAAAGUCCGUUUCGUGUGAGCUCCUCUUGUGACGUGGGCCCGUGUAAAAGUAGGCUGAAAAAGUGAAAUUUUGUGCUGGAAAAUUCGCCCGGAAACCCAUAGAAAAUCCGUGCUAAACCGUGCUCAAAGCGGUUUAAAUAUCUGUUGGAUAAAUAAAGACGUGAAGAAACCACACGCACACGAACGACUAAGAAAAGACGAAGCUGUUACUGAUAAAAAUUACUGAUAACGAAAAGGCUAUAAAUUGAAAUCUAUUCGAGUCCCUCAAGGGAGAAAGAAAAACUACGAUGGAACAAUUUACCCCCAAGGAGGUAAAGAUACUGGAAUCGGCCGAGGAUAUCCAGGAGCGUCGUGAACAGGUGCUGAAUCGGUACAAUGAGUUCAAGGUGGAAACGCGCCACAAGCGCGAGAAGCUGGAGGACUCCCGUCGUUUCCAGUACUUCAAGCGCGAUUCCGAUGAGCUGGAGAGCUGGAUCCACGAGAAGUUGCAGGCCGCUUCCGAGGAGAGCUAUCGCGAUCCUACCAAUCUGCAGGCCAAAAUUCAGAAACAUCAAGCUUUCGAGGCCGAAGUUUCGGCCCAUAGCAAUGCGAUCGUGGUGUUGGACAACACUGGCCAGGAGAUGAUCAACCAACAGCACUUUGCCUCGGAUACCAUCCAGCGUCGUCUCGAUGAGCUGCAUCGUCUGUGGGAGCUGUUGCUUUCGAGAUUAGCCGAAAAGGGCAUGAAGUUGCAGCAAGCCCUUGUCUUGGUACAAUUCUUGCGCCACUGCGAGGAAGUAAUGUUCUGGAUCAAGGACAAGGAAGCUUUCGUGACUGCUGAUGAAUUUGGUCAAGAUUUGGAACAUGUCGAGGUCCUACAACGUAAGUUCGAUGAGUUCCAAAAGGAUAUGGCAUCGCAAGAAUAUCGCGUUACUGAGGUGAAUGAGCUGGCCGAUAAGUUGCUUUCCAACGGUCAUCCGGAACGGGAAACGAUUACCCGUAAGAAGGAAGAGUUGAACGAAGCUUGGCAGCGACUGAAGCAGUUGGCCAUUUUACGCGAAGAGAAAUUGUUUGGAGCGCAUGAGAUUCAACGCUUCAAUCGUGAUGCUGACGAGACCGUCGCUUGGAUUGCGGAGAAGGACGUUGUUUUGUCUUCGGAUGAUUAUGGACGAGAUUUAGCCAGCGUUCAGGCUCUGCAGCGUAAACACGAAGGUGUCGAGAGAGAUUUGGCUGCAUUGGAGGAUAAGGUUGCAACGCUCGGAGCGGAAGCUGGACGUUUGUGCAGUAUCCAUGCCGAUCAUAGCGAUCAGAUUCGCGAGAAGCAGGCAGAAAUUGCAGCAUACUGGCAAUCGCUGACUGCCAAAGCUAAAGAACGCAAGCAAAAGUUGGAUGAAUCUUACUUCUUGCACCGAUUCUUGGCUGAUUUCCGCGAUCUUGUUUCAUGGAUCAAUGGAAUGAAGGCCAUUAUUUCGGCUGAUGAAUUGGCAAAGGAUGUUGCUGGUGCCGAAGCUUUACUCGAACGUCAUCAGGAACACAAGGGAGAAAUUGAUGCUCGCGGAGAUAGCUUCAAAGUUACUACUGAAGCUGGUCGUCAAUUAUUGGAACGUGAACAUUAUGCUGCUGCGGAAGUUCAGGAGAAACUUGCUGCCCUGGAAAGUGACAAGAGUUCGCUGUUGUCCUUGUGGGAGGAUCGUCGUAUUCUGUACGAGCAGUGCAUGGACCUUCAGCUGUUUUAUCGUGAUACCGAGCAAGCCGAUACUUGGAUGGCAAAACAAGAAGCUUUCUUAGCCAAUGAUGAUCUGGGAGAUUCGUUGGAUUCCGUCGAAGCUUUGAUCAAGAAGCACGAAGAUUUCGAAAAGAGUCUUGCAGCUCAGGAAGAGAAGAUCAAAGCUUUGGAUGUGUUCGCUACUAAGCUAAUUGAUGGUCAACACUACGCCGCUGAUGAUGUUGCCCAACGUCGUUCGAUGCUGCUGGCUCGUCGCUCUGCUUUGUUGGAGAAAUCUUCCGUUCGUCGACAAUUGCUGGAAGAUUCUAAUGCACUGCAACAAUUCGAACGCGAUUGCGACGAAACCAAAGGUUGGAUCAGUGAGAAACUGAAAUUUGCCACUGAUGACAGUUAUCUUGAUCCAACAAAUUUGAAUGGCAAAGUUCAAAAGCACACCAACUUUGAACACGAACUGACGGCCAACAAAAGUCGUAUCGAAGACAUCACCACCAACGGUCAGAACCUGAUCGAAAAGGGACAUUACGCUGCGGAUCAAAUCAACUCUCGUAUGCAGGAAAUUGUUACGCUCUGGGAAUCGCUUGUUCAAGCUUCGGAUAAAAAGGGUUGCAAGUUGCAGGAAGCUUCUCAACAGCAACAAUUCAAUCGUACCGUCGAAGAUAUCGAACUGUGGUUGAGCGAAGUUGAAGGUCAGCUGAUGUCUGAAGACUAUGGCAAGGAUUUGACGAGUGUGCAAAACUUGCAGAAGAAACAUGCUCUGUUGGAAGCGGACGUAAUGGCUCAUCAGGACCGUAUCGAGGGCAUCAAGGUUGCCGCUAACAAGUUUGUCGAAAGUGGUCACUUCGAUGCUGACAACAUUCGCAACAAGGAAUCCGCUUUGUCCAAGCGUUAUGGCGCUUUGGCUACUCCAAUGACAGAACGCAAGCAACGUCUUUUGGACUCGUUGCAAGUACAGCAGUUGUUCCGUGAUUUGGAGGACGAAGCUGCAUGGAUCCGAGAGAAGGAACCUGUUGCUGCAUCGACCAAUCGCGGUCGCGACUUGAUUGGUGUUCAAAAUCUGAUCAAAAAACAUCAAGCCGUUUUAGCCGAAAUCAACAAUCACGAGAAUCGUGUAUCGGGUGUUAUUGCCAAUGGAGAACAAAUGCUUACGGAGCAACCGUUUGCCACCGAAGAAAUCAGGCUGCGUUUGGACAAUGUCAUUGAACAGUGGAGUUCACUAAAGGAAAAGGCUAACCAACGCAAACAGGAUUUGGAAGACUCUUUGCAAGCUCACCAAUACUUCGCUGAUGCCAAUGAAGCUGAAUCCUGGAUGCGCGAGAAGGAACCGAUCGUGUCCAAUCAAGACUACGGCAAGGAUGAAGAUUCAUCGGAAGCCUUGUUGAAAAAACAUGAAGCACUCGUGUCGGAUUUGGAAGCUUUUGGCAACACAAUUCAAGCACUGCAGGAACAAGCUAAAAACUGUCGCCAACAGGAAACUCCGGUCGUUGAUAUCACUGGAAAGGAAUGCGUAAUGGCUUUGUAUGAUUAUACCGAGAAGUCCCCUCGUGAAGUGUCCAUGAAGAAGGGCGACGUUCUAACGCUCUUAAAUUCCAACAACAAAGAUUGGUGGAAGGUUGAAGUGAAUGAUCGUCAAGGCUUUGUUCCAGCUGCCUACAUUAAGAAGAUUGAUCCGGGUCUAAGUGCCAGUCAGCAAAAUCUGGUCGAUGGUCAUUCGAUUUCCAAACGUCAAUCGCAAAUCAACAGUCAGUAUGAUAAUCUGUUGGCUUUGGCUCGGGAACGCCAAAAUAAGCUGAAUGAGACUGUCAAAGCGUACGUGCUGGUUCGAGAGGCUGCUGAUUUGUCCACCUGGAUUAAGGAUAAAGAGAGCCACGCUCAAAUCAAGGAUGUCGGUGAGGAUCUAGAAGAAGUCGAAGUCAUGCAGAAGAAAUUCGAUGACUUCAAUGAUGAUCUGAAGGCUAACGAAGUGCGUUUGGCUAAAUUGAACGAAAUUGCUGUUCAGUUAACAUCCCUUGGACAAACGGAAGCAGCUUUGAAGAUCAAAACUCAAAUCCAAACUUUGAACGAGGAAUGGGCCACUCUUCAAACUAUCACCCAGGAACGGGCAAGCCAAUUGGGUUCUGCCCAUGAAGUUCAACGAUUCCAUCGCGAUGUUGAUGAAACGAAGGAUUGGAUCGCCGAAAAAGAUAAUGCUUUGACCAACGAUGAUUUGGGCAAGGAUCUGCGAGGCGUUCAAACAUUGCAACGUAAACACGAAGGCUUGGAACGGGAUUUGGCUGCUUUGCGGGAUAAAAUCCGUCAGCUGGAUGAAGCUGCUAAUCGUUUGAUGCAAUCUCAUGCCGACACAGCUGAUCAAACUUAUGCCAAGCAGAAGGAGAUCAACGAAGAAUGGCAACAGGUGGUAGCCAAGGCUCAACAGCGAAAGGAGAAACUACUUGACUCGUACGAUUUGCAACGCUUCCUCAGCGACUACCGCGAUCUGAUGGCUUGGAUCAGUUCCAUGAUGGGUUUGGUUACUUCCGAGGAAUUGGCCAAUGAUGUCACCGGUGCUGAAGCUUUGAUUGAAAGACAUCAGAACCAUCGUGCUGAAAUUGAUUUUCGUUACGGUAUCCCGCAGGAACACCGCACGGAAAUCGAUGCCCGUGCCGGAACUUUCGCUGCUUUCGAGCAGUUCGGAACCGAAUUGCUGCAAGCCAAUCAUUAUGCCGCUCCUGAGAUUCAGGAGAAGAUCGAGAACCUUGCCAAGGCCCGGGAAGAGUUGGAACGUGCUUGGACCGAUCGACGCCUGCAGUUGGAUCAGAAUUUGGACCUUCAGCUAUAUCUGCGUGAUUGUGAGCAAGCCGAGAACUGGAUGAGCGCUCGUGAGUCUUUCUUGAAUGCCGAGGAAGUUGACUCCAAGGGUGACAAUGUCGAGGCGCUGAUUAAGAAACAUGAAGAUUUCGACAAGGCUAUCAACGGGCAUGAGGAGAAAAUCGCUGCAUUGCAGGUGCUGGCUGAUCAGCUGAUUGCCCAAGAGCACUAUGCCGGAAAACUAAUCGAUGACAAGCGUUCGGAGGUGUUGGAUCGCUGGCGUCAUCUGAAGGAGGACUUGAUCGAGAAGCGAUCGCGUUUGGGUGACGAACAGACCCUGCAACAGUUCUCACGUGAUGCUGAUGAAAUUGAGAACUGGAUUGCCGAAAAGCUUCAACUGGCUACGGAAGAAAGCUACAAAGAUCCAGCAAACAUUCAAUCGAAGCACCAGAAACAUCAAGCUUUCGAAGCUGAAUUGGCAGCCAAUGCUGAUCGUAUUCAAAGUGUGUUGGCUAUGGGUAGCAAUCUGAUUGACAAGAAUCAGUGUAGUGGAUCAGAGGACGCCGUUCAGAAGCGUCUGACACAAAUUGCUGAUCAAUGGGAAUACCUGACUCAGAAGACAACUGAAAAAUCUUUGAAGUUGAAGGAAGCAAACAAGCAGCGUACUUACAUUGCUGCUGUUAAGGACUUGGACUUCUGGUUGGGUGAAGUAGAGAGUUUGUUAACUUCGGAAGAUGCCGGCAAGGAUUUGGCCUCGGUUCAAAACUUGAUGAAAAAACAUCAGCUGGUUGAGGCUGAUAUUAAUGCCCAUGAAGAUCGCAUCAAGGAUAUGAAUGCUCAGGCUGACUCUUUGGUCGAAAGUGGACAAUUCGAUAGUGCCGGAAUUCAGGAGAAGCGUCAAUCGAUCAACGAGCGUUAUGAACGUAUUUGUAACUUGGCUGCUCAUCGUCAAGCUCGUUUGAAUGAAGCUAAUACUUUGCAUCAAUUCUUCCGUGACAUUGCCGACGAAGAAUCCUGGAUCAAAGAAAAGAAAUUGUUGGUCGGAUCGGACGACUAUGGUCGCGAUCUGACCGGUGUGCAGAAUCUGAAGAAGAAACACAAGCGUUUGGAAGCGGAACUUGCUUCUCACGAACCGGCCAUUCAAGCUGUUCAAGAAGCUGGUGAGAAGUUGAUGGAUGUUUCUAACCUGGGAGUACCAGAGAUUGAGCAACGCUUGAAAGCUUUGAACCAAGCUUGGGCGGAACUAAAGGGCUUAGCUGCCACUCGAGGUCAGAAAUUGGACGAGUCGCUCAUAUAUCAACAAUUUUUGGCCAAGGUGGAAGAAGAGGAAGCCUGGAUCACCGAAAAGCAACAGCUUCUGUCCGUUGAAGACUACGGAGACUCGAUGGCCGCCGUCCAAGGUUUGCUGAAAAAACACGAUGCUUUCGAGACCGACUUUGCUGCUCACCGUGAGCGAUGUGCCGAUAUUCGUGACAACGGACAAACUCUUGUUACGAACAAUAAUCAUCACGCCGAGAGCAUUUCACAACGUUGUGCUCAGUUGGAGAAGAAAUUGGAGAACCUGCAGUCUUUGGCCACUCGUCGUAAGAACGCUCUGCUGGACAACUUUGCCUAUCUCCAGUUUAUGUGGAAAGCUGAUGUUGUGGAGAGCUGGAUUGCUGAUAAGGAGAAUCACGUUAAGUCGGAAGAAUUUGGACGUGACUUGUCUACAGUUCAAACUUUGUUGACCAAGCAGGAGACAUUCGAUGCUGGUCUCUCAGCGUUUGAGCAAGAAGGUAUUCACAACAUCACUGCACUGAAGGAUCAGUUGAUUAACGCCAAUCAUGCCCAGUCCGCUGCUAUCCUGAAGCGCCACGAAGAUGUGCUGACCCGUUGGCAGAAGUUGCGUGCUGAUUCCGAGGCACGCAAAUACCGUCUGCUGGCUAUGCAGGAGCAGUUCCGUCAGAUCGAGGACCUUUAUCUUACGUUUGCUAAGAAGGCAUCCGCUUUCAACUCAUGGUUCGAAAAUGCCGAGGAAGAUUUAACUGAUCCUGUGCGAUGCAAUUCGAUCGAAGAAAUCACCGCUCUUCGUGCGGCCCAUGCCCAGUUCCAGAAUUCUCUGUCAUCGGCCCAGUAUGACUUCCAGGCCCUGGCUGAUUUGGAUCGCAAGAUCAAGAGCUUCAAUGUGGGACCCAAUCCGUACACCUGGUUCACUAUGGAGGCACUCGAAGAUACUUGGCGCAACUUGCAGAAGAUCAUUGAAGAACGUGAUGCUGAACUGGCAAAGGAAGUUCAUCGUCAGGAAGAGAACGACAAACUGCGCAAGGAAUUUGCCAAACACGCCAAUUUGUUCCAUCAAUGGUUGACCGAAACAAGAUACAACAUUCUGGGCUGGGAUAGAUAUGGAACAUCCCUUAUGGAAGGUUCCGGUUCCUUGGAAGAGCAGUUUGAAGCUCUAUGUCACAAAGCUAACGAAAUCCGUGCUCGUCGUGGCGAUCUAAAGAAGAUCGAAGAGCUCGGUGCUACUCUGGAGGAACAUCUCAUUCUGGAUAAUCGUUACACAGAGCAUUCUACCGUCGGUCUGGCCCAGCAGUGGGAUCAGCUGGAUCAACUUGCCAUGCGUAUGCAGCACAACUUGAAACAACAGAUCCAGGCUCGCAACCAAUCGGGCGUCUCCGAAGAUUCCCUCAAGGAAUUCUCGAUGAUGUUCAAGCACUUCGACAAGGACAAGAGCGGCAAGCUGAACCACCAGGAGUUCAAAUCAUGUCUCCGUGCUUUGGGUUACGAUUUACCAAUGGUCGAAGAAGGUCAACCCGAUCCGGAGUUCGAGGAGAUUCUGAACGUUGUCGAUCCGAACCGGGACGGCCAAGUUUCUCUUCAGGAAUAUAUUGCCUUCAUGAUUUCCAAGGAAACGGAGAACGUUCAAAGCUACGAGGAAAUCGAAAAUGCUUUCCGCGCCAUCACUGCAUCCGAUCGCCCCUACGUCACCAAGGAUGAACUUUACUCUAACCUCACCAAGGACAUGGCGGAUUAUUGCGUCCAAAGGAUGAAACCUUUCAACGACACGAAGACCGGUCAUCCCAUCACGGGGGCUCUGGACUACGUCGAGUUUACGCGAACCCUGUUCCAAAACUAAGCGACAUUUUCCUGCAUAUUUAUACCGAUGUGUGUUUUACUAUUCAUCUAAAUAUUUAACCAGAAAAAUAAACAAAGUGAACAUAUGUUCGUAUAGGAUUGCUUGAGCAUCAAACAUGAAACUGUUGGCUUCAUUUAAAAACGAUAGAAAACAAGUAUUUUCACAUUUACAGCCUUUGAUGUCGAGCACAGAAACACGUGAAAUUCAUAAUUUCAAAGCUGUUCCUGGACGACUUAGAAUUUUAUGCUUUUAAUGUGAUUUUCAAAAAUUCUUUCAGUUUUGUUUUUGCGAGAAACUGACAUAGAGUGUUUGAAAACGAUUGGAAACGUUCAAACGAAUCGAUCGAGAAACCAUUUAAAUAUAAAAUUCAAUUUUUGCUAAUCAAAAAUUUAUAUUUACAAAAGCACAUAUUUUGAGAGACUAUCAAUUAUUCCAGCUUCCAGCUCGAAAUCACAAGAAUGCUUUAAGAAGCACCUUUACGGAACUGUUCGCAACUGAAUGUUAGUACUAGAAGAGAAGAUAUAUAACCAUUACCUAUUGAAAUACGCAUUUGCUAUAUUUAUUCAGAAAAAUAAAUCCUUAUUGCUUACCUUUGAAA
Uranotaenia lowii is the source of this 8212-nucleotide messenger RNA. RefSeq names its product spectrin alpha chain (gene alpha-Spec). The transcript is spliced from 9 exons. Lineage: Eukaryota; Metazoa; Arthropoda; Insecta; Diptera; Culicidae. The record is from RefSeq and is a predicted model, not a curated record. Gene Ontology annotation, cellular component: cell junction; cell projection; cortical actin cytoskeleton. Gene Ontology annotation, molecular function: calcium ion binding; actin filament binding. Bases 298 to 7614 code for a protein of 2438 amino acids. Gene Ontology annotation, biological process: actin cytoskeleton organization.